Xenopus tropicalis (tropical clawed frog) is the source of this 6117-nucleotide messenger RNA. RefSeq names its product RAB3 GTPase activating non-catalytic protein subunit 2 (gene rab3gap2). Lineage: Eukaryota; Metazoa; Chordata; Amphibia; Anura; Pipidae. Gene Ontology annotation, cellular component: cytoplasm. The record is from RefSeq and is marked provisional.
CUUGGUGGCCCGUAGGGCGGAUACGGUGCCCGUCACUUGCCUCCCAGCCAGCCCGAACCGGGGGCCAUGGCCUGCACUUUGCUGGAGUUCUGCCGAUUCCAGGACAUCAAGGUUGUGCGGGAUUUUCUAUUCCCGUCACUUCGUGAGGAGAAGAAGAACAGCAUUGGUAAGGGAAAGUUCAACUUGAAAUACGAAAAACAACAAGGAAAACACCAUAGAGAAGAUAAUUUUUCCAACUGGGAAGAAGAAGAUUGGGGCUCCUGGGAAGAAAAUGAAAAUAAUAAAGAGACUGUAGAAGAAGAAACCUCCAGCACAUCUCCUCCUUUCCACUGGCUGCAAGACUGCGUGCUCUCCCUGUCCCCCACCAAUGAUCUCAUGGUGAUCGCCCACGAGCAGAAAGCAGUAUUUUUAGCACCAAAAUGGAAAGGCAGUGGGAAAGGAAAAGAGGAGAUGCAGUAUGAAGUUGUGUGGAGCGGCUCUCUGACUGUGGAAGAUGGCUUUUUAACCAUAGAAGACAGCGAAUGUAUCAGCAGUGCAUUGUGCAUCCCGUUGGCAAGCCAAAAAAGGAGUUCUACAGGGCGCCCUGACUGGACCUGCAUUGUAUUUGGGUUCACAUCUGGAUAUGUCCGCUUCUACACCGAGAGCGGGGUAUUGCUUCUUUCUCAGCUCUUAAAUCAAGAAGCCGUCCUUCAGCUUAAAUGCAGGACCUAUGAGGUUCCCAGGCAUCCUGGCGUCACAGAACAGCAUGAAGAAAUGAGCUUAUUGUAUCCGUCUGCAGUCGUUACCAUUGAUGGAUUCAGCCUCUUCCAGUCGCUCAGGGCAUGUCGCAAUCAGGUAGCAAGAGCCGCAGCAUCGGGCAGUGAGAAUGUUCAGCCCCCACCGCUGGCCUACAAGAAGUGGGGACUGCAAGAUGUGGACAGAAUUGUUGACCAUGCCAGUGUCGGUGUCAUGGCAUUAUCCCCAUUUGAUCAGAUGAAGACUGCUUCUAUUUUAGGUGGCUUUAAUGCAGCCAUAAAGAGCAGCCCGCCCACCAUGUCUCAGUACAUUACCGUGGGAUCCAAUCCUUUCACUGGGUUCUUUUUUGCUUUGGAGGGAAGUACGCAGCCAUUAUUAUCUCACGUGGCUCUUGCCGUCGCCAGCAAACUCACGUCUGCCCUUUUCAGCGCUGCCAGCGGGUGGCUCGGCUGGAAGAGUAAACAUGAAGAAGAGCCUCAGCAGAAGCAGAAACCCAAAGUAGAACCCGCCAAUCCUCUGGCUGUAAGAUUUGGGCUUCCGGAUUCCCGGCGCCAUGGGGAGAGAGUCAGUCUUUCCCCCUGUAACACGUUGGCUGCUGUAACCGAUGACUUUGGCCGAGUGAUUCUGUUGGAUGUAGGAAGAGGCAUUGCAAUUAGAAUGUGGAAAGGCUACCGUGAUGCCCAGGUGGGAUGGAUGCAGAUUGUGGAGGACCUGCAUGAAAGAGAGUCUGAGAGAGGACAUCACUCUCCAUUUCAGAAUGUAAAAGGACCAAGUCGGGUGGCCCAGUUUCUGGUUAUUUAUGCCCCCAGGAGGGGUAUUCUUGAAGUGUGGAGCACUCAGCAAGGCCCUCGAGUAGGAGCAUUUAACGUGGGAAAACACUGCAGGUUGCUGUAUCCUGGCUAUAAAAUAAUGGGACUGAAUAAUGUGACCAGCCAGGGCUGGCAACCCCAAACCUACCAGAUUUGCCUUAUUGACCCGGUGUCUGGAAACGUAAGGACAGUGAAUAUCCCCUUCCACCUGGCCCUGAGGGAUAAGAAAUGUGAAAGAGCGAAGGAUAUGCACUUAGUUAAAAAACUUUCAAUGCUGCUAAAAGCCAAAGUCCCAGAUCACGAGCGCCUGGAAACCGAAGCAAAAGAAAUUAUUUUAGAUAUUAAAUAUCCAGCGACUAAGAAGCAGGCGUUAGAGCGCAUACUCGCCAGCGACCGCGUGCCCUUCUCCUCGCUCACCAGCAUCACACAGACUCUAAUGGAUUCUCUUAAAAACCAAGAGCUGGAAACCGUUGAUGAGGAUCUGCUGGCUUUCUGCAGAGACAAACUAAAGCUCCUGCAUCUCUAUGAAUCUGUAAAGAGGAUCAGUUCUGUUGCUACUGAGAGCGACCCUUCCCCUUCAGAUAAAGAACUGGCCCAGCUCUUGCGCCUGGAUGAGAAUGAGUUUGCCAGAGUGCAGAGUUUAAUCAGGAACUACAAGCAGGGGAUCCCCAGGGCAGGGGUGCACUUUGCUGAGGAUGAAGGGAGCAUCUUACCUGUAAAGACCUUCUUGGAGUACCUAGAGUGUGACAGGGAUGCAAUAAAUGUGAAGAAGAUAAGUGAAGAGGAGCACAUAGCUUUGGGCAGUUUCUUCUUCUGGAAGUGUCUGCAUGGCGAGUGCUCCGCCCAGGAAAUGUGUCAGACCCUGGAGUCAGCAGGGCUUAACCCACAGCUCUUACUGUCUCUGCUUCUGAAAGUGUGGCUUUCCCGAGAGCGAGAGACGGCAGACAAGAAGCAGUGGUUGCGCUGCCUGCACAGCAUGCUGUCUCUGCUCAGCAACAUGAAAGUGGCCAUUGAUGAAUCCUGGGACCUUCAGUCUGUCUCCCCCUGGUGGCAACAAAUGCGCACAACCUGUGUGCAGUCCUCAAGCAAUGGAGCAGCUUUAUUGUGCGCACACGUUGGCCACUCUGUAGCUGCCAGUAUCACCAAUGCCCUGGCAGAGAGAAAGUUCCCCAGUUCAGGACAAGACGAUGAUGUUGAGUCAAUGACGGACUCCUGGGAAGCCCUCUCUCUGGAUACAGAAUACUGGAAGCUGCUGCUGAAACAGCUAGAGGAUUGCCUGAUUCUGCAGACACUGCUUCACUGUAAAGCAAUCAGGCCCAGUGCCCGGGUAUCUGCUCUGCAGGCUGAGCCACUGCCCAGACUCUCAGUCAAAAACCUCCUGGAGGGAGGGAAAGGGGGUGUCGCUGACACUUUGGCCAAGUGGGUGUUUAAACAAGACAUCAGCCCUGACUUGCUGAGGGAGGCCCAAUCCAAACGAGAGGUGGAACAGGUCCCAAUGGAAACAAACGCCAUUGUUCUACGUACAGAGUCCCAGGCCGAGGUGGCCGCAGAGGAAAUUCAAGCGCUGCUCUAUUUAGCCUAUCAGCAUUUCCCAUCGAGCCUGGAUUUAGACGUGCUGCACGCGCACUGCUGCUGGGAGUACGUGCUACAGUGGAACAAAGACCCAGAGGAAGUGCAGUUCCUUGCUCGCUCUAUCGACCACUUAAAGCGAAUCAGCAAUGCACACGUGCAGUUUGGGCUCUCUCUCAUGAUGUGGAACACGUUCAUCAUAAAGCGAUUUUCUGCCGCUGCGUACCUCAUAGAUAAGGUUGGGAAAGCUCCCAAGGACAGACUGUGCCGAAGGGACGUGGGGAUGAGCGACACGGCAAUGGGCUCUUUCCUGGGGAGCUGCUCCGAUCUCCUGCAGGCAAUGAUGGAGGCUGACGUUAGCAGUGAGGAGAUGCAGGCCCCCCUGCUGGAGCUGGAAGAUUCCUGGGUGAAUAUGGAAGGUCCGAGCUCCAUAGUAGAACUGGCUCUGGAACAGAAGCACAUACACUACCCGCUGGUGGAGCACCAGUUUGUCCUCUCAGCCAUUCUCUACUCAGUCAUGAGGUUUUCCCUCAAAUCCAUCAAGCCUCUUGCGCUGUAUGACAGUAAGGGUAAAAACGCAUUUUUCAAAGAUCUGACCUCCAUUCAGCUGCUGCCGAGCGGGGAUGCGGACCCGAGUUUAGUGAGCCUACGGCAACAGUUUUUGCUAAAGGUGAUCAGUUCAGCCAUCCAGACGCUGGCGGAGACUCAGGAGCCCACCCAGUCAGAGCACUCUGCAGCCGAAAUCCCCGAGAAGUCAGUGGACUGGCCGGAGCUGGCUGUGGGAUUGGCCCGGCACCUACAAGUGAAUGAAGAUACAAUAUGGAGACAUUACGUGUGUGAGCUGUACAGCUACGGCUUCGAUCACUUGGCGGAAGAGGCCAUUCUCCGAGUACUGGACAAGGAGGUGCUGGCGUCUCAGCUACUGGUGCUCACGGGGCAGCGCCUGGCAUACGCUCUGCUACACACACAAACCAAGGAGGGCAUGGAGCUACUGGCAAGGCUUCCUCCCACUCUCUGCACGUGGAUAAAAGCAAUGGACCCCCAGGAGCUGCAGAACACGAAUGUGCCAAUCGACGCUACAGCAAAGCUCGUGGAUAAAGUGGUUGAACUGUUGCCUGAGAACCACGGCCAGUACAGUCUUGCCUUAAACCUGAUAGAGGCUGUGGAAGCCAUGUCUUGAUUGGCCUUAGCGCCAUGACCUGGGGGUGGGGGACGGGGAAAGAGAUUCCUGCAUGUAAGAUAGAGCGGUUGCUUUGGGGUUUCAGGGCUUUUUGUAAGAUAAGUGUCGGCACUAGCACCGCGUUCAUAAUUCCUCAUCGUUCCUUUUAAUCCUCGGCCAAUAAGGUCUCGCCUAUCAUGAAUAUGCAAGUAUAUAUGUUCCGUGUCGCUCUGUCCCACAGAGAUCCUUAUUUAUUGCAAUCUAUGAUUUAUACAUAAAGUUUCAUCGUGAAUCACUACGUGCAAUAGGCCCCUUAGGGCAGCGGCACUCGUGUCUCAUCGCAGCCAUUCCCCAUAAGGAAUAAUCCUGCCCACAAGCAGCCCCCAGAACCCCCCGUAUGUGCCAAAGCCCCUAAUGAGGCCCAACAUCGAUUUGUAAUCAGAUUCUCUCAUUCUGGGAGCAAAGCAAGAAAUCAAAUGACAUAUCCCUUAGUUACAUCACCAAACGCAGGCCAAUCCUAGCAGCCAACUCAGCCAACAGCCGGCCCCUGUGUGUGGGGCAAACAGCCGGCCCCUGUGUGUGGGGCAAACAGCCGGCCCCUGUGUGUGGGGCAAACAGCCGGCCCCUGUGUGUGGGGCAAACAGCCGGCCCCUGUGUGUGGGGCAAACAGCCGGCCCCUGUGUGUGGGGCAAACAGCCGGCCCCUGUGUGUGGGGCAAACAGCCGGCCCCUGUGUGUGGGGCAAACAGCCGGCCCCUGUGUGUGGGGCAAACAGCCGGCCCUGUGUGUGGGGCAAACAGCCGGCCCCUGUGUGUGGGGCAAACAGCCGGCCCCUGUGUGUGGGGCAAACAGCCGGCCCCUGUGUGUGGGGCAAACAGCCGGCCCCUGUGUGUGGGGCAAACAGCCGGCCCCUGUGUGUGGGGCAAACAGCCGGCCCCUAUCUGUGGGGCAGGAUUAAAACCUCCCUUGGAUAAGGGCCACUGAUUUGGCCCAAUGGGUUGCAGAGUCAGGCCAUUAACAGCUGCAGCCUCUGCCCCUCCAGAACCAGGCAGCACCCCCUCAGCCAGCUGUCAGUUAAAUGGACUCCCUAACAACUAAUAUCAGGCCAGGGGUUGGGCAGGAUUAAUAAUCUUAUUGGGAAAGGACUAUAUCAGCCCAUUAAUGUGCUCCUCCCCACUGGCCUGGUCAGACAAGUGCGCUCUUGGGUACUGUAUAACAAUACAGUACCCAAGAGCGCACUUGUCUGUCUGUGUAACUUACCUUGUCAUGCCCAGUCCAUAUACAGAUAAGAAACCUGCGCCAAACUGUCCAGUACAAACGCCAGCAUUCUCCUUUGUCCCACACAGCACUGGACAAUAAGUUGUGUUCAUAAAUAAUGAAUAAUAACCAGAUAAUCCGUUAAGCUCCGCCUCUGAUAUUCUGCCAAUCAUGCUGACAUUGUGAGCCUGCUGUCCUACAGAGGUAAGUGUUCCUAGCGCACUCACCUGUUAGCGACAUUUCCAAUUGCCUUUGCCUGUGUAACUUUCCUAGCUGGUCUUACAGGAAGCUGCUCCUGGCUUCUUAUUGUGAGGCACCUAUGAAACUGCUGGGCAAUAACACGAAACGCUGACUUGUUACAAAAUAGGAGAGCCAUGUACUUUGCCUUUAGUGAUUGCUACAGUAGGCGGCAGCAGCAGGCUCUGGCGCUAUGAUCUUUCCCUUUGUACAUGUAUAUUGUAUAGAUGGCGACCUGUGCCGUAGCGCAGAUUGGGGCUCACAGUGACCCAGAUACUCCUCACUUUGUACCACUGCCUAUACACUCGUCCUGCUGCAAAUACUCCUAUUAAUAAAGUAUUAUGGUAACGCA